Molecule: messenger RNA, 1535 nt
Organism: Pelagomonas calceolata
Lineage: Eukaryota; Pelagophyceae; Pelagomonadales; Pelagomonadaceae
Source: the annotation of a GenBank genome assembly
CGACGCGCGCUCAAAGCCACAGCGUGGUGGACCUUCCGGCCUCGAUAGAGCGCUGUACAACUGGCGCAGACCGCUGCGAUUUGGUCGCGUCGAGCCGUCUCUCUGCCAGACGCCUCUACAAGCCAGGAACCGCUCCACGACCGUCUGCGCUGUUGCCGCGCGCGCGGUUGCGUACGUCGCGCGUAACCGCUCCCCGCGACUGCUCUGCGCUUGCGCAGCCGCUGCGAACCGUAACCGUCACGCGCCUUGCGAGCCAGGCGCCUGGACGCGAGUGAACGCGCGAAACGAUGCCGCUCACGCUCGCUCAGCAAGCGAGGAUCGCGAAGAAGAAGCAGGACGCUCUGGAUCGCAAGCGUCAGAAGGAGGCCGAGCGCGAGGCGAAGCGCGCGCGCCACGAGGAACAGGAACAGGCCGCCGCCCCGGCGCCGGCACCGGAGGUCCCGCGCGGCCUGCGUGCGCAUAAUGGUGUGGGCCUUCGGGAAGCUCCGCUGCAUGCGAGAAGGCGGAGCGUGCCGGUCCGCCGCUUUUCAGCCGAGGCCGAAGACGAGCCUGCCGCGGCUCCGCCGGCGCCGGCGGCCCCGCAUCCAUCGCCCGCCGCUGCGAGUGUCCCAGCGCCUGCUCCUGCAGUUCCGCCGCCGGCCGGCGGCGUCGCGGCGACGCCGUCGAGCGGCGCCAUGGCGUGGGUGUUAGCUUCCGAGUUAGCGGCGGCCGAAACGCCGGCGGCGCCUCCCGCGCCGCCACGAGCCGUCACAGAGUCGCCGCCGUCGCCGCCCGCUGCGGCGCGCGAGCCGGUGCCACCACCGGCUUCGCCGUUGCGAUUCGACGAGGCCUCCGAUGAUGACGGCGCGGCGGCGCGGAAUGCUUCCGAUGACGGCGCGGCGGCGGCGGCGCCGGAGCCAGACGCCUCCGACGACGACUCUGUGGUCUUCCUCGGCAGCAACGGCGCCGCGCAAGCGCCAGAACCGGUUCCAGCACCGGUUCCGGCGCCGGCUCCGGUGCCGGCAGAAGAAGAGGGUCCACGAUGCGGGCACGGCAAGCUAGCGACGGAGCACUGUCCCCAAUGCGCUGCCUUUCUGGCCUACGAAGCGUCGCACGGCAUGUUGGUACUGGAUCAAUCACUCGCGGCCGAGGGCGCGCCGCCGCCCCCGUCCCACGUCAUUGUUGGAAAACCUCGGACCUCGUUAGACAAAGCUGAGGAGUGUGUGGUGUGUAUUUGUGUGGAAAUCAACGCACGAAGGCGCCGGGAAAUUUUGAUUUCUACACAGGUUUGCAUGGACAACGUCGGGUCUCAAGUCCUGAACCCGUGCGCCCACCGCGUCUGCGACGGCUGCGCGAAGAAGCUCGGUGAAUGCCCGAUGUGUCGCCAGAAGAUGGUCGGGUUCCGCGGCGGCGCGGCGUUCAUGCCCGUCGGCAGCCCGGAAGGGCGCGCCAUCGUGGCGGCGGCGCGCGGCGAGGUCGUUCCCGCGCCGGCGCCGGCGGCGGCGCCCGCGCCGCGACGAACAAAGCCGCGCAACGUCCUCGAGCGCUGGGUCGGC